Molecule: messenger RNA, 2939 nt
Organism: Alnus glutinosa
Lineage: Eukaryota; Viridiplantae; Streptophyta; Magnoliopsida; Fagales; Betulaceae
Product: receptor like protein kinase S.2
Exons: 1
Coding region: 234-2729 (831 amino acids)
Biological process (GO): protein phosphorylation
Cellular component (GO): plasma membrane
Molecular function (GO): ATP binding; protein kinase activity
Source: RefSeq, a predicted model, not a curated record
AGAAAUGGGAUGAAGAAUUGUAUACAACAGAGACAGAAGAGUUCUCCCCUCCUUAUGACAUCAUAAAAGGAGGCGGGUGUUCUAAUCUCGGCGCUCAUCAUCAUAUCCCCAUGCCAUACAAUUCAACCUCAAAGCCGCGUUGAUAAAAAGCGCAUCACAUCUUCGGAUUAUACACGUAAAACAUUUGUCCAAACCUUCCUUCCUUCAAUCCUUCCAUUCAUGUCCAGCUCCUAAUGCCAUCCAACCCAUCUUCUACCAUGCAGCUCAACCACCUCUGCCUCAUUUUACCCACCGACUUCGACGAAAUCAAGCAGCCGGCGGAUCACGAAUUACCCGCGAAGGAGGUCAAGAAACGCCCAUAUCGUGACUGCAGCAGUCACAUUCUUGCUUCCCUCCGUGGCUUGCUAUGCAGGGUUUAUGACUCCAAGUGGUUAACUUUCUGUCACCAUGAGAGGCAGAGGAAGCAACGGUCUGCUGCUGGAGUGUUUCACGACACCGAGGGGAUACAGCUUUCCGACAAGGUUGGCGGAGAUAAUCCGAGGAUCUUUGGCUUUGCCGAGCUGUAUAUUGGGUCUAAUGGGUUUAGCGAGGAUGAAGUGCUCGGCAGUGGAGGCUUUGGCAAAGUGUAUAGAGCGGUUCUGCCGAGUGAUGGAACUUUGGUUGCUGUGAAGUGCUUGGCAGAGAGAGGGGAGCGGUUUGAGAAGACUUUUGUGGCGGAGUUGGUGGCGGUGGCUAACCUCCGCCACCGGAACCUUGUCCGGUUGAGAGGUUGGUGCGUUCACGAAGACCAGCUGUUUUUGGUUUAUGACUACAUGCCCAACCGGAGCCUUGACCGCAUACUUUUCAGAAGACCGGAGAACAUGGGGUCGGCGCCUCCUCUGAGUUGGGAGCGUCGGAGGAAUAUUGUCGGAGGUCUGGCAGCUGCUCUUUUCUAUCUUCACGAACAGUUGGAAACUCAGAUCAUUCACCGGGACGUGAAGACAAGCAACGUGAUGCUUGACUCCCAUUAUAACGCCCGGCUCGGUGAUUUUGGCUUGGCAAGGUGGUUAGAACAUGAACUGGAGUUCCAAACCAGCAGAGCGUCAUUCCAAAAUCACCAGUUUCGAUUGGCGGAGACAACCAGAAUUGGUGGCACAAUUGGAUACUUGCCCCCCGAGAGCUUCCAAAAACGAAGUGUGGCCACCGCAAAAUCUGACGUUUUCAGCUUCGGGAUUGUUGCUUUGGAGGUGGUGUCGGGUCGGCGGGCAGUCGAUCUCACAUACCCGGAUGAUCAGAUAAUUUUGCUGGACUGGAUCCGGAGGCUAUCUGAUGAAGGAAAGCUUCUUCAAGCAGGGGAUAAUCGGUUACCGGAUGGGUCUUACAGGCUUUCGGAUAUGGAGCGGCUGAUUCAGCUUGGCCUUCUGUGUACACUCCACAGCCCGGAAUCACGGCCAAACAUGAAAUGGGUUGUAGAAGCACUUUCAGGCAGCAUUUCCGGCACACUGCCAGCUCUCCCAUCAUUCCGGUCCCACCCCCUAUACAUCUCUUUAUCCUCCGCAACAAACACGAGCACAAGCAACGCCACGACAGACAGCAGUAGCACAACUGCCACAUCAGCCGCGUCGAACUAUGUGACAGCCACCGGAGAAACCAUAUAUGCGACUGCUGAAUGUGGAAACUCAAACAGCAAUCUCAAUUCUUCCGACAGCAUUCGCCGAGCAGCAACCUUUCACUUGGUGGAAACCCCACGAGAAAUAUCCUACAAGGAAAUCAUUUCUGCUACAAACAAUUUCUCAGAGUCUCAAAGGGCAGCAGAGCUGGACUUCGGAACCGCCUACCACGGCGUCCUUGACAACCGUCACCAUAUCCUGGUGAAGCGGCUUGGGAUGAAGACAUGCCCUGCUCUGCGAGCAAGAUUCUCAAAUGAACUCCAGAAUCUGGGAAGGCUCCGCCACCGGAAUUUGGUACAGCUCCGUGGAUGGUGCACCGAGCAAGGGGAGAUGCUUGUUGUCUACGAUUACUCAACAAAUCGCCUUCUAAGUAACCAGCUUUUCCAUCGUGUUAAUAGAACCCACCAUUCUGUCUUGCUAUGGCGUCACAGAUACAACAUAAUCAGAUCGCUUGCGUCAGCCAUUCAUUAUCUUCACGAGGAAUGGGAUGAACAAGUUAUCCACAGAAACAUCACCUCUUCUGCGGUUAUUCUUGAUUCAGACAUGAACCCGAGGCUCGGUAGUUUUGCCCUGGCCGAAUUUCUGACCCGAAAUGAACAUGGGCAUCAUGUUGUCACUAACACAAGCAAAUCAGUUCGUGGGAUAUUUGGUUAUAUGUCGCCGGAGUACAUGGAAUCCGGUGAAGCAACCCCCGCGGCUGACAUAUAUAGCUUUGGUGUUGUGGUGCUUGAGGUGGUUAGUGGAGAGAUGGCGGUUGACUUCCGCUGGCCACAGGCUAUAUUGGUGAACAGGGUCCGUGAAUUUCUGGCAUGGAGAAGACCGUUGGAAGAACUGGCUGAUACAAGGUUGAAUGGGGAGUACAAUCACAAAGAACUGAUGAGACUCGUGAAACUAGGAAUUGCAUGCACAGGCUCCAACCCACUGUUAAGGCCAAGCAUGAGGCAAAUUGCAAGUAUUCUUGAUGGGAAUGAUGAAUGCUUUGUGGAUGAAGGCCGAACGGAGAGCAGAGAAGAAUGGAAAGAAAGAAAUGCAUCUUCUUUGUCAUUGAUUAAGAGGAUUCAAGCUCUAGGAAUACAAUGAUAGUCACCCCCAAUGUAACAUUACAGAGCGAGAGAUUGUAUAAACUGGGUUCUGAUGAGCUUGGCUUAUAGCCAAGGAAGUCUGUGUUUUUGUAUUCCGAAACUUUUCUAGUUAAGCUUUUUGUAGACUGUUUCAGCUAGAUUUUGUGUAUACCAGAAGAGAAGCAUGUCUUCCUAUCUUUUAUGAUAAUAUAGUGCACUCCAGUCUCCA